Aspergillus pseudotamarii is the source of this 465-nucleotide messenger RNA. RefSeq names its product meiotically up-regulated gene family-domain-containing protein. The record is from RefSeq and is a predicted model, not a curated record. Gene Ontology annotation, cellular component: extracellular region. NCBI's taxonomy places the organism in Eukaryota, Fungi, Ascomycota, Eurotiomycetes, Eurotiales, Aspergillaceae. Bases 1 to 465 code for a protein of 154 amino acids. The transcript has 2 exons.
AUGAAGUUUCUUAUUGUCUCUCUCCCACUACUUGCUACAUUGGCAUCGGCCUUUAUUCCCGCGGAUCCUGAAGACAGCGUGGAGACUGGCACCCCUACCCCUUUUGGCCAAAGUCUAAUGGCUGGUCCUUCGUUCAACUGUAAAGGUUCAACCCAAUGUGGCCAUUGGCCAGGCAUGACUGGCUACUGCCAAAAGGCUAUUGAUACUAUGCUUCCAGGUCUCGUCUUUGACACCAACGGUGGUCGUACGGGCAACUGUUGGGGUGCACCCUCCGGUCUUGGAUGCGGUGUCUUUGUUGCGGGGCCUCGAGGGUGCUCUAGAUCUACUGAGCAGAUGAAAGCAGCAUUCAACAACAUUAGGGCCCAUGGCUGUGAGAUAUGCGGUUCUGUUACGAACGAUGAUAAUGGCGGCGACUCUUGUCAGAUCAAGAUUGACUAUGUCUCUGGAUGUGACAACCACAAUUAA